Columba livia (rock pigeon) is the source of this 8648-nucleotide messenger RNA. Its product is annotated as C-type lectin domain family 2 member B-like. The coding region runs from base 6408 to 7097 and encodes 229 amino acids. Lineage: Eukaryota; Metazoa; Chordata; Aves; Columbiformes; Columbidae. The transcript is spliced from 9 exons. Gene Ontology annotation, cellular component: external side of plasma membrane. The record is from RefSeq and is a predicted model, not a curated record.
GAGCGCUGGGCGGGCUGUGCGAGUCUAUAUAAGGGCGGGAACGGAGUAAAAUCCGCUGAGUUGCGUGGCGCUGUGGUGCGCGCUGGUACCUGCGGAAGCGGAACGCGGGUGCGCACCUCCGGUGUUGGGAACUGUCUGCAGUGUCACAGGCAGAGCAGGGACAGGGUAGGCUUGUGCAGGCAACACCUUCCUGAGCCUGUGAGUCAUCCAGGACUGGCUGUGGCUGAUAUUUGAGGCCCUAGGGUGGCCCUGCUGGAUAUGCAGAGUUAGACAUCUGGAUCUGCUGCGUCUUCCUUGUGUUCUCUGCAAUCUGCCAAGACAAGGAUAACGGUUGUGGUCAUAGAACUAUGUCCAAGCUUGACUGGAAACAGGUUUUGCCAUCACUUAUGAUGCCUUGGACACAAGACCAUGUUUCCUCCCAGGAAGAAGUGAAGCAGGCCUUGGGUCCCCAGGGCGAAGGGGCGUCCAUUCACCAAGAGAUGCCAGGGAAUGCAGGCAGAAGGGCGUGCAGGGCUCUGGCUUCGUUAGAACUAUGGAUCCACUGGCAAUGCCUUUAAAUUUCACCCUCAGACUCCUUCAUGCAGUGUUACAGUUCUCUAGCAGUAACAUUGCUGGGAGGAGGGGGGAGGCAGGGGGGAAUUAAACUUCCCUCUGGCCCCCAUCUGAGAUGGCAAGAUCUCCAGCCCCUCAUGAAAACAAAUCAGUUUGAACUCCACAUCAAACCAACCUGGCUCCACUCCACACCCACAUUAGUACCAGUCUGACCCGGAGAAGCACUGAGCACUCAGACCGCUGUGAAAAGACCGACUGCAGCAAGGAGGUAAAACGAUGAGCUCUCUCCCCACAUGUGCCGGAACCUAAGAAACAAGACUGAAGCAAAAAGAAACACCAACAACCCCUGAUUCAAAGCCGAGAAGCCACGCAGUGCCACAACAAGGAUGGAUGACAACACUUGAUGAAAAAAAAAGACAGAGCGGGGGGAAUAAAGCCCCCGUUUCUCCACUUAGCAGCGGGCAACCAGGUUUUUCCUUUUUUCUCUUCUUCUUUCUCUUCUUGCUGCAGUUCAGAUGUAGCCAAGGCCACGCAGGUGGUGUAAUCGCUGGUAUGAGGUGGGAGGCUCUGGCAAGCUCCUCGGUUACAAUGAGCUGAGUUUAUCUUGCAGCUUCACACAGGCCUGAAAUGUAUAUUCAAACUGUACAACACAGGCCAGGGGUAUUUUGCUUUUUUCUUUGCCCAUUUCAUUCCAAUCAGCAACUUCGAAUGCUAUCGCAAUAGAAGAUAAACCUGUGCCUUUUCUGCAUACCAUUCCUACAAUUAACUCAGUAAAACUGUAAAUAUCAGCCAUUAUCCCCUCUGGAGUGAACAGUCUGAAAAACUUGCAGCCGACUUCAGAAAAAUGCAGUUACUUAGAAGAACCUAAUUAAAAAGAAAAAUCACUAAAAGAGGAUUGGUCUUGUUUUGACCAAAACCAGGACAGGGAGACCUUAUCGCUCUUUCCAACUCCUACAACAGCAGUUGUAGUGAGGUGGGCAUCAGUCUUGUCUUCCAGCUAACAAGAGAUAGGAUGAGAGGACAUUAAAGAAAUGCUUUUGACCCUAGGUUUCUGUAGCACACUCUCAAAUGUCUGUGCUAUAAAAAAAGUAAUUUAUUCAAACAAUAUAAAAAAAUUAAGCAAAGAAACAGUCCAGACUCUGUGCCUCUCAGGCAGAGGGACCCCAAGACAAAAGUGGCCUGGGCUUUUCAGCCCUCACAGUCUCUGCUGUGCACCCACUCUUCACACACCAUUCAUGUGCUGUCCACACACACCUUUUGGUCCAGGCACAUCUAGUCCAACCCCCCUGCAAUGAGCAGGGACAGCUCCAACUACACCAGGUUGCUCAGAGCCCCAUCCAGCCUGGCUUGGAAUGUUUCCAGGGAUGGGGCAUCUACGACUCUUCUGGGCAACCUGGGCCAGUAUUUUACCACCCUCACUGUAAAAAAUUUAUUCUUCAUGUCUAGAAUACACUUGUAUAUACUCUGGCAUGUGGCAGCUUCUGCAGCUCUAUCUGCUGAUUACUCCUUUCAGUUUUGCUGGAUCCUUUGGUAUGAGCUGGACAGUGUACUACAGCAAUUUCCCUUGAAGGCUGAAUAGCUUCAAACAACAUUCGGUUUUCAGUCUCAUUAGAAAUAUGUUUUCUUCCCUGAAGUAAGGAAUCCUUGUUCUUUCUAUAGCGUACCUGUUGCAUGACGCACUCUGAAGGCAUCAUGACUUUGCACGGGAAGCACAAUCAUUUCCCAGUCUCUUGACAUUAGUUCCAUGCAACGUGAUCUGAUUUUAAGAAUCAUCUGAGCCACCAGUUCAAAAAGGCCUAGGGCUGUCUUUUUUGACUUGGCUGGCAAAAAGACCCACUCUGAAAUCUGUAACGGAUCUUCCCCCUUUCUCCUGCCAUUGUGUGAUCAUGGCAAAAGAAAUGCAUUGAUUAAUCAAAACAAUUGCUUGUACAGGCACCGUCAAAUCAGUUCUCCGUACAUGUUUACUAUUGGUUGCUUGUUCAAUUUCCGCAAUUACCUUCUGUGCUUCUGUUGUCAAAGUUCAUGGGGCAGAAAUAGUAGUGACUCCUCGCCAUAGGUCAAACAGUGGCUGCAAUUGAGAAGAGGGGAUUCCUACAUACGGCCUCACCCAAUUUAUCACUCCUGCCAGGUUUUGCACAUCAUUCAGAGUUUUUAUUUUUACUUGCAGCUUUGUAGGUUGUGAUGUCCUCGUUUGAUCCAAAAUCUUCAUGCCCAAAUAAAGCCAUGGGUGUUGCUGUUGCACCUCCUGAGGUGCAACAACCAGCCCAUACUGAUUUAAUGACUCAUGUGCCUUGUUUUCCAUUUCACCUAAUUCUUGUGGUGUUGCUGCAACCAACAAGAUGUCAUCCAUGUAAUGAUAGCAAUAUCCCGAUGGAAACAAAGCACGUACCGGCCUCAGAGCUUUUGCCACAUACCGCUGACAUACGGUAGGUGAAUAUUUCAUCCCUUGUGGCAGCACUUUCCAGUGCUACCUUUUUGCUGGCUCUCCAUUAUUUACAGAUUGAGCAGUAAAGGCAAACUUUUCCAUGUCUUGUUCUCCUAAAGGAAAAGUAAAGAGACAAUCUUUCAAAUCUAUUACAACAGUUUCCCACUGCAUUGGAAUCAUUGUCAGAGAAGGUAACCCUGGUUGCAAAGCUCCCAUAGUUGCCAUAACAUCAUUAAUUUUUCAUAAGUCAUGUAAUAAUCUCCAUUUUCCAUAUUUCUUUCUUAUAACAAACACAGGAGUAUUCCAAGGGCUAUGUGAAACCUCUAUGCGUUCCACAGCUAACCGUUCCAUCACAAGAGAUUGCAGGGCUGCAAGUUUUGCCUGAGCAAGGGGCCACUGAUCGACCCAUACUGGUCCUUCAGACACAGCUCCAUGGGGCAGGGAAGGGGGCAGUCCCAAGCUGCCCCACGGGGAUCCCCCCAUUUGCUGCCAGGGACCCACAGGGAGAGACACCCCAGGGGUUAACAGCCUGCCCCAGGGCACAACUGGGGGUGUCCCUGCCCCUCCCCAGGACCCCUGGGACAGGGCAGGGGAACAGGGGUCCUUUUCUCCAGGCUAAACAGCCCCAGUUCCCUCAGCUGCUCCUCAUCAGACUUGUGCUCCAGAUCCCUCACCAGCUUUGUUGCCCUUCUCUGAACUCACUCCAGCACCUCAAUGUCUAUCUUGGAGUGAAGGGCCCAAAACUGAACACAGGAUUUGAGGUGCGACCUCAGCAGCACCCACUUUUCUCCCCGUGUACCCCAGUUCACAUUUCUGUUGCUGGCUGAACCACACAACCAUCACGAUCAUGUGGUUGUAUUAAUAAUACAAGUAUUCAUACUUAAUUACAUGUAUCAUAAUUUAUACUACUGUAUUGAAACGAAUAAACAGCAAAGUCAAUUAUAACGUUAGGCAGGCAUUCUUCAUUUUAUCAGUGCUGGGAAAAACUGGGGAUCAUCCUCCAUAAGUUCUCCAGGGACUGGAUGUUCUUGCCUUGCUUAUAUUCACACAACUGUUACAUAUUCAUUACAAUUUUUGGAAAUUCUUAACAUACAAUACAUCUACACCAGGAAAUAAUUGCAUAAUCAGGAAGUUAGUCUCAAGUUAGUUACAAUUGUUUUGUAUCUUACUUACAGUACAUUGAUUAAUCGCAAGUCAAAUAUAAGCUGAACACUCUGCUCCUAAACAAUGUAUCACUUAGCCUUCUGUCUCCCUCUUGUCAUGGAGAAGGAUCUAAAACUUGAAAAGUAUCCCCUCAUUUUGCAGGUGGUCACAAAGCAUCUAUCAUGUCAAUGGGUUAAUGAUGAGUAUGCCUUUUGUAACUUAAUGACAGUAUGCAUUAAUUUAGCAGCUUCUCUUCAGUAUCAGUAAUGCUGCAUCAAUAAUACCAUAAUGAGGGCUACCAAAGGAAAGCUAGAAACAUUCCCUGUGAGAAAGGGUACACGACUGCUCACCACCAAGCACCACUACAGCACACAGCAGCCAAGGAUGCUGAUAUUAUUAAUGAAUUCUCUUCACCCAAACUUGCGGCCUGAUGACCUAACAAGAGGCACAUCUAAAUGAAGCAGAGAGGUAAAAUCCCUCUUGGCACUGCUCAGGGAGGGGCAGAGCCACCACCGGGACAAGGAUGAGCUAUUGCUGGUGACAAAGGGACUUUGUCACCCCCCAGAUUGCCCCAGUUCCCUCCCAGUUUGGCACUCAGGACAGAAAAUCGGUGCCUGCUCCACACUCGCACUCUCAAACCCCUUCGUGAUGGACUGUGGUGCCUGGGCAGGGUGGAGGGGACGCAGCCCUGUUUGGUGAUCCAGAGCAGGCACGGUGUGCCAUGCUGUACCCCCUGCCCCGAGACACCCAUUGCUGCUUCACCUCGGCUGCCCGUCCUCCCUGAGGACUGCCUGGCAAAGCCGAGUUUAACUCUCACCAGGGACCAACCUCCAGCCAUCCAGCCAGAAAGUGGGUGGAUCAGUAAAAUCCUGCUCUCAGUACAGGCAGAGACUGGGGGAUGUUGCUGAGAUUGUCCACAUUUCUAGAUCCAGUGUGGAAACUGUCCAGCCCUCUCAACACAAUGCACAUUGGAGCCGUGCCAAGGAGAGAGGUUGGAAAAGAAAGUUUUUCCUCUGUGUGAGUUUCUGGCAGGCAAGCUGGCACACUCAAAUUGGUUUUUACAGCAUUUUUUUGGCACCCUGUAAGGAUUUAGCUACCACAACAGCCUUACUUACGAAUAACACCCACACAAAGAAUUACCUGGCAAAGUCAGCCUAUUUAUGUAUAUUCUCACAGCUUGUCUGUUGACCCCAAUGUGCCUGGCCUCAAACUUGCUGCAAUUAAUUCUCAACAAGGCCAGCAGCAUUUCAAAGGCAUAUCAGAAGACCUGAUGGAUACACACCCCUCCCCUCCACCCCAGUCUGAAUUCACUGAAUUUAUUCGUCCGGGGAGAUUUUUAGCGAGUAGGUACAACCUACUUGCAUGAUACAAUCCUAUUAAUCCUAUUGCAUGAUGCAAUCAGCAAGAACUCACCACCAUAGCGCAAAAAAACCUCCUCUUUACAUGGAGACCGAGUGGACAUGCACACUUCAGUGUGCACAGUGGGAACCCAACUCCUCUGAGUUCCCUCUGAACUCACCUGCUGCCCAGCAGGUGGGGACACGUAGCUGCACAGCUGGAUCCUUUAUAAUCCAGGUGCAGCUCCGAACUCCUGAGAGCACAGCCCUUAUUUCCAGGGCUGGGCCACUCUUCAACUUUCUUUAAUAAAUACCAGAAUCUCCAGGACAAAUCUGCUACCUCAUUGCAUCGCAGCAUAAAACGUGAAAUAAUAUGUAUUGACAAAGCUAAUACGGUUUGGAACUCUAAAGGCCGACUAAUAUACUGGUGAGGAAAGGGGAUUUCCAUAACGACUCCCCCUUUUCCCCAUUGCUCCUCAAAAACGGGGAAAAAGACCUGAGGGGGUUGGAACUUCCAUGGGCUGCUCCGCCAGCUCAAGCAGAACCUGCACAAAUCUGAGGCAAAAAACUUUAAGUAUCGUGCUGGUUUACGCUGAUUGGCCGGAGCGCUGGGCGGGCUGUGCGAGUCUAUAUAAGGGCGGGAACAGAAUAUAAUCCGCUGAGUUGCGUGGCGCUGUGGUGCGCGCUGGUACCUGCAGAAGCGGAACGCGGGUGCGCAUCUCCGGUGUUUGGAACUGUCUGCAGUGUCACAGGCAGAGCAGGGACAGGGUAGGCUUGUGCAGGCAACACCUUCCUGAGCCUGUGAGUCAUCCAGGACUGGCUGUGGCUGAUAUUUGAGGCCCUAGGGUGGCCCUGCUGGAUAUGCAGAGUUAGACAUCUGGAUCUGCUGCGUCUUCCUUGUGUUCUCUGCAAUCUGCCAAGACAAGGAUAACGGUUGUGGUCAUAGAACUAUGUCCAAGCUUGACUGGAAACAGGUUUUGCCAUCACUUAUGAUGCCUUGGACACAAGACCAUGUUUCCUCCCAGGAAGAAGUGAAGCAGGCCUUGGGUCCCCAGGGCGAAGGAGCGUCCAUUCACCAAGAGAUGCCAGGGAAUGCAGGCAGAAGGGCGUGCAGGGCUAUGGGUAAGUGGUGCAGACACCCUCCAGUGUAUGUCGUGGUGCUGGCUGCGCUUGUGGCUUUGGUCCUGGCUUUGGCAGUGGCUGUUGCUGUGCUGUCAGCAGGAAGAGAUGGAGCGAGUGCAGCUGCGGUGCUGGGCUGUCCUGAUGACUGGGUUGGGUACCGCAAUGUCUGCUACUACCUCUCGAGAGAGGAGGGGAGCUGGGAGUGGAGCCGGGAGCGGUGCUCCUCGCUGGGGGCUUCACUGGCUGUGAUCAAGAGGGAGUGGGAAAUGGAGUUUCUAUCACGGCUCAGGGGCAACAUUGACUACUGGGUUGGGCUGCGCAGACAGGAUGGGCGCCCGGAGUGGGUGGACGGCAGCAGCUUCAACCACACGAUCCCUUUGAAGGGCCGAGAGCCUUGUUUCUUGCUGUUCCCCUGUUCCUUUCUGUGGGAUGUGGGAAACUACAGUGGGUCCAUGGAUUCCCUGACGGAGGGUAUGGGAACAGAGAUCAGCCUUGGGCAUAUUAAGGUUUACCCAUGAGGAAGAUGGGAGUAAAGGAGUAUCCGGAGAUAUUAAGGUGUAUCCAUGAGAGAGAAGGGAGUAGAAGAGUAACAUUGAUGAUAGCAAAAUUAGCCAAUGAGGUGUUACUGCUGUAACUUGUAACCAGUAGUGAAGAGACACAUGAAUUGGUAAAACUGUAUAAAAAAUGCACUUGUGGCGAUAAAUGGCAUCUCUACCACGACAUAUGGUGACCCUGAUGUGAUCCUGUAUGAAGAAGGAUCUCGCAUGAAGAAGAGACAGCGGUGAAGCUGUGACAGCCGAAGACGAGCUGUGGAGAUGGAGCCCGGUACAGGUGACAGAGCAGCAGGGGGGAGCUGCCGAAGAUCCGGAUCCUUGAAAAGACACCACGCCAAGAGUUGUGAAUUUUGCCUGUCAGCUAAAGCCUUCAUAUUAGCUGCAUUUUCCUGGAGAACCAGACACAUGUUUUGGUAAACCUAGCAAGGGAAUGCAAACUUAUUGAUAAGCACGGAUGGACAUCUCGCGAGAGAGGCAACGAGAAACAAGUGACCAAGAAACUGACCAACUGCGUAUAACAUUCCAUUCACGUGAAUACUUCAUAUAAAAGUGGGAGAUCAUGAGGAUCUCGUCCCUUUUGCCUUUGUUUUUUCCCUUCUGCUUAUGGCCGACAUUAGGAGAGGACCUUGCUAGUCGUCCCUGCGAACUGAGGCCUAGUGACAGACUGAAUCCAGCUCCGGUUGGCUGCAGAGUCCAAUCCAGGACUUUGGGUGCCGGCUCUGCAGUUGCUGAGACUUUCAAGAUUGGUUUUGUGUAUUUUGUAUUAUUUUCUCUAGUCUUGUUAGUAGCAUUAGUAAAACAUUGUUAAUUUUUCCAACUCUCUUCUCUCUGUCCUUCUUUCCCUCCUGAUCACCUGUCCUGAGUGGGAAGGGGGGAAAGGGAGGGGCAAAAAGGGGGAAGUGGGGGGGAGAAGGAGGUUAACAAUACAUCUGCCAGGGUUUUAUUGUCACCCUGCGAUCUAAACCCUCGACAGUUAAAAAAAGCAGGACUUCAUUAAAUGCCGAGAUAAGAAGUUUUACAGCACCAGCUGCAACCUUGAGGAGACAAGAUAGCCAAGAUUUACAGCAAAAAGGGGGGUGCCAGUCUGGUUUCAGUUGGUUUGGUAGCUUGGGUUCCAGCCGGUUCCUCCUAAUGAGCCAAAGUUAAAAAGUCCACUGUGACGAAGCUGAAGGAGCCUUCAUCCAACGACCCCUAAAGACCCUUCCUCAAAUUCACCAAGUGACAUUGUGCAGGCGCAACAGGGGAGGGUCAAGGAGGGGAAUGUGUAAAUGGUUAUCUGAGACUUAUUUUAAUAAAAAGCGGGAAAGGUCAUGAAUAUGUAUAAGCGUUUCUGGGGUCAUUAUGAAUAUGUAAUACCAUACUGUAUUUAAGCACACUUCUUAUUGUUGAAAGUGUGCGUGUUGGGUGGAGUGAAUCCCCCACGCACCCAGCGCUGUUCUACUUAUGCUCUAAUGAACACAUGUUUAAAGAAUACAGUUAAGGAAUUGGAUUAAACAUUGUUUAUCCACAGGAAAA